Molecule: messenger RNA, 702 nt
Organism: Schistosoma bovis
Lineage: Eukaryota; Metazoa; Platyhelminthes; Trematoda; Strigeidida; Schistosomatidae
Source: the annotation of a GenBank genome assembly
AUGUCUAUGUCUCCGGAAGCGCCACGCUGUGAGAAGAACUGCAAAAUAGCUAGGUCACCACUAAUUUACAAAGGUCAUGUAUAUCACCCGUAUAUCAAAAAUAUAAUAAUUGGAGGGGGAUUGAUGGCAUUGGGUGAAAUUUGUGCUCAGUCACUUAAAAUGUACUUUUUUGUUGCUCCUAACUAUAAUUCAGGCUCCAAUACCGACCUGUGCUCUGUUUGUGAUCAAGAAUCAUCUAAAAAGUCUUGGAUAUAUCUCAUCACAGAUACCAAAAAUUACAACUUCAACACCAUUAUUAGACAGAGUGCUAUCGGAUCGUUCCAAGGAUUCUAUCAAUUUAUAUAUUAUAGUUGGUUAGACAAAGUAUUCUCUGGAGUGUCGUUGACUAUAGUCGCAAAGAAGGUGUUGUUAGAUGAAGUGUUAAUAGGACCUAUAAGCCUGGCGAUAUUUUUUCUUUAUAACGGAUAUUGUGACACGUGCACGAUGGCUGGAGCUUUUCAGCGGUGUCGUCAAUCAUUUCUUUCAGGUUAUUUGUCAGACUUAGUUUAUUGGCCUAUAUUGCAAACCAUUAACUUCGCCCUUGUUCCUCCUGGAUAUCGUGUCUUAUAUGUCAUAUUUUUCACUAGUCUUUGGAACACUUAUUUAUGUUUCUUUAAUGCUCGUAUGGGCCGCAGUGGUUCCGGGAUCGAAAACAACCGAUAA